Molecule: messenger RNA, 192 nt
Organism: Pelobates cultripes (western spadefoot toad)
Lineage: Eukaryota; Metazoa; Chordata; Amphibia; Anura; Pelobatidae
Source: the annotation of a GenBank genome assembly
AUGGCGGGUGCCAUGUGUGAGCCCAGACCCAUCACCCCCUCUAAGCUUGACCUGCUCUUUGCAGAGUUCUGGAGGAGAAUUGCUGAACGCCAGUACAGAAGAGAAUCACAAGUCCUGCAAGCACACUUAACCCGGCAGCUUUCACUGUACUCCCGGCGAAUGAAGGUAGAUCCAGGCAGCAGGCGAACCUGA